Ogataea parapolymorpha DL-1 is the source of this 1212-nucleotide messenger RNA. RefSeq lists its product as uncharacterized. The coding region runs from base 1 to 1212 and encodes 403 amino acids. NCBI's taxonomy places the organism in Eukaryota, Fungi, Ascomycota, Pichiomycetes, Pichiales, Pichiaceae. The transcript has a single exon. The record is from RefSeq and is a predicted model, not a curated record.
AUGUCGCAGAAAUCCGUCGAUAUCUUGCGUGUGCGGGACCUACCCGUCACCACGUUUACCAGAAAACGAAUCAUGGGGCUUGUGGUAGGCAUCACCACUCGUGAUAGGCCGACCAAGCCAAUUGUGGUGCAUAUGACGGACUUUUCUCGAAAUCCAUCUGUCGCGCAAUCUGAGAUGAACUAUGCUAACUGUGACCCGCCCUUGUUCGAUGCUCCUGAACAGGCUGACAGUAUCAUUGAUGUGGCAUUCUAUCCCGAGUCAGUGACUCAUCUAAAACGCAUCUUUGGUGACAAGGUGAAUGCCAGAUGGUUCGAUAACAGGACCGCUUCGUUUUAUCCGCUAUAUCAGCACGCGACCGUGAUCUCACUGCGGCUGAGGUCAAAGACGUGGGGCGACCAGAUUGAUCUGAUCGCUGACCCUGGUUUUUCUGACAACUGUUACAGUCAGAUCUGGCCCGUGAGUACUCUUGAAGCCAGAGACAAUCCUGCAGCAGAGACGAUAUACGACCCAAACGAGAACAACUAUGCUUUGGCACGGGAGGUCUUCCGCGACUGGCAGUUACAAUGCAGUACCUAUUUUAAGUCCAACCCCAAAAUUAAACAGGUUGUGGGUGACCUUUGCGAGUCAGUUACUAGUAUGACAUAUUCACCGCCACAGAAAUUGCACCGCCACACGUCACCAGAGCAGUACUCAGAUACUGGUUUUCUCAGCGACAUGGUAAGCUCUGACGACGAGGGGCCCCCAAAGAAAGAGUACAAAAGGGAAGUCCCUGUUAAGCAGAGCAGAUAUGUCAAGGACACGCCAAACGUGACUUUCCCAGUCUCGCAAAUUCCGCUAGCUGACUACACGGGAGCAUAUUUCAUUUAUGUGCAGAUAAUGCGGCUGGAGACACGCACGGCCGAUCUCAUCUACAAAAGCUUCCCCGAGAAUACGAUAAUGACAAAAGCAAUCGACGUGCUGGUGAAGGAGGUGGACUCGGCUGCAACGUUGCGAAUCAGAGUGGAAGGGUACGAUCUUUUCCGGUUUGCAGGCAUCACGUUUAGAUACCCGCUAUUAGACAUGACAGCGGCGGAAGCCGAAACCGCGAAAAAAUUGGCAGCCCUGGUCCAUAAGCCGCUGCGCAUGUUGGUGAAACCCUACGCAUUGCCCCUGGAGGCAGCAACGGUGAACACUGGGCGAUGCUACAGAUGGCUGUAUACAGAGUAUCCGUAA